AUGGCUGUCGGCGUCACUGGAUCUAGGGCAGAGGAGGAUGGGCUCGACAUGGGACCGGGGCCCCUGCCCCGGCCCGAGCUCGAGGCGGCGGACGGCCGCACUGCCCACUCCCCGCCAGGAUCCCGACCGGAAGCCACCACCGCACCACCGGCAGCCUCCCAGGCCGCGCCGGCCCUCACGUCGCAGCACCCCCGGCCUCCUUCCCGAUCCAGAUCGGGCGCCAGCUCGCGCCGCCCGCCGCCGUCGCCUCACCCGAGAGCGAAGCCACCGCCGCGCGCACGCCGAAGACCCGUAGCCACCACGCCGCCGUCAAGCAGCCACGCCGCCGCGCCCACGUCCAGCGCCGCGCCCCCGCCGACCGCAUCGAUUGCUUUGUUGCUCGAUUGUUUCUGCUCGGUUGCCGUGGCUACCAUUGGGUACGUCACCGCCAUGCUGUUGGUGAAGAUCAAGGAGGAGGAAUUGGGCAGCAGAGUCAAGUUCGCGAGGCGUGCAGGGCUCCCAGAUCCGAGCAUGGAGAUCGUGUUCGCGAAGCAGUAG
This is a messenger RNA of Lolium perenne, 537 nucleotides long. NCBI's taxonomy places the organism in Eukaryota, Viridiplantae, Streptophyta, Magnoliopsida, Poales, Poaceae. The record is from RefSeq and is a predicted model, not a curated record.